UCUGCGAGCAGUGGAACGCGCUCGGUGAAGGAGGGGCUUCAGAGAGAAGGGCUUCGGGGAGAGAAAAGGCGGGGAGGAGAGGAUGGAGCUGGGGAGGGGCUCGCACGCCAGGGUGCGCGGCUGCCGGGAGCGGCACCAUGGGCAAUGCCCGCGGGCCUCUCGGCUGCCGGCGACCCCACUUGGACCCCUGAUCAGGCCUCCGACCACGGGUGCGGACAGGUGAACAAAAGAAAGAGAGGAGAGAGAGGGGGAGAGAGAGAGAGAGAGAGAUUCAGGGUCAAGACAACACAGGCAGGAUGCGAGGCGGGCGGUGCCUUCUCGCUGCUCAAGAGUGCUGCAGGACAGUGGGUGGGCAGCGAUGAGCUACUCUAGUUGCGAGCUCUUCGCGUCUAUGCGGCUAUCUAUGCUGGUGCGACCACCCGCAGGGACAAGCACGCUUCCUAUAUUGGCCGCCCUCGCAAGACGGGCUCCUUGCCCAACACUGGCCAUGCGAACCAGCAAUCGAGGACAAUCUCGGCCGUUCCAGCCGUGCGAGGAGGCAAAGGACAGGGAGGAGGACGACGACGAUGACGAUGAGGGCGAGGACGAGGGCGAAGAGGACAAGAAGAACGCGGAGGAGGCGGGAGGAGGCGAGGAGGACGAUGACAAGGGGGUGAGGCUGGCCCCCGCGGUCACUUGAGGCCCCUGCUCAUCUUCUUGAAGAGGUCCUGCAGUGGACGCAGCUCUCGCCGCGCCGCGGCCGGGUCCCGGUGCGUCUCCAGCAGCGGGCUGCCGGACACCGCCUCUAUCUGGACGAACGCGGCCACGGCGUCCCGGUCGGGGGCCCCGCCCACGAGGAAGAACUCCU
Prorocentrum cordatum is the source of this 847-nucleotide messenger RNA. Lineage: Eukaryota; Dinophyceae; Prorocentrales; Prorocentraceae. The record is from the annotation of a GenBank genome assembly.